Molecule: messenger RNA, 33291 nt
Organism: Pelobates cultripes (western spadefoot toad)
Lineage: Eukaryota; Metazoa; Chordata; Amphibia; Anura; Pelobatidae
Source: the annotation of a GenBank genome assembly
UAGCAAGUAAGGUUCAAAGAUUAUUUUCUAAGUGCAAUGUGAGCCUUUUAUUGGAGGUGUACAGGUAGGGACGGUACAGUUUGCCGUGGAGAGCAGGCCUGACAGUCUCUGUGUGGCUCAGGGCUGUGUGGGGAACACAAGGUAAGGGAUAAGUGAGAAUUGGCCGCAGGGUUGGAUUGGUUGGGCUGGGCUGACAUGGAUGGAAUUGGCUCAGGCUUAAGUAUAUAUAAAUAGCCGUUAUCAGGCAGAGCUCGGAUGCAGAGCAGGUUUACUUUGGCUCCAGGUGAGCAAGCACUAUGGUGAAACAGGAAUAUCACAAGAAUUGUGCAAGCAGUAUAGUGCGACAGGAAUAUCACAAGAAGUGUGCAAGCAGUAUAGUGAAACAGGAAUAUCACAAGAAGUGUGCAAGCCGUAUAGUGAAACAGGAAUAUCACAAGAAGUGUGCAAGCAGUAUAGUGAAACAGGAAUAUCACAAGAAGUGUGCAAGCAGUAUAGUGCGACAGGAAUAUCACAAGAAGUGUGCAGGCAGUAUAUUGAAACAGGAAACAUCACAAGAAGUGUGCAAGCAGUAUAGUGCGACAGGAAUAUCACAAGAAGUGUGCAGGCAGUAUAGUGAAACAGGAAUAUCAUAAGAAGUGUGCAAGCAGUAUAGUGAAACAGAAAACAUCACAAGAAGUGUGCUAGCAGCAGGGUGAAACAUGAAUAUCACAAGAAGUGUGCAAGCAGUAUAGUGAGACAGGAAUAUCACAAGAAGUGUGCAAGCAGUAUAGUGAGACAGGAAUAUCACAAGAAGUGUGCAUGGUGAAAGACCACAGAUAUUCCUAGUGACAAGUAUAUUACAGAAUUUUCUGUUACAGUUUGUGUCAUUAGAUUAUUAUUAUUAUAAGAAUACAUUUAGGAUUCAAUCUGAAUUCACAUUUACAGACACAACUACUCUAUACUCUGAUUACAGAGAGAGCUGGUGUGGAAGAGAGUGCGGGUCUGGUAGAGAGAGCAGAUUGGAAGAGAGCUGGUCUGGUAGAGAGAGCUGUUCUGGUAGAGAGCGCAGACUGGAAGAGAGAGCUGGUCUGGUAGAGAGUGCUAGUCUGGUAGAGAGAGCAGAUUGGAAGAGAGAGUUGGUCUGGUAGAGAGAGCUGUUCUGGUAGAGAGGGCAGAAUGAAAGAGAGAGCUGGUCUGGUAGAGAGUGCAGACUGGAAAAGAGAGGGAGAAGAGAGUGCAGGGCUGCAAUAAGGCACUUGCUCAUGAGAAGCUGUAGGGGCUGCUCCCUCCUGGUGCACCCCACGAUACCAUGAAAUCAUUUAUAUUUUGCCCUGUUUUGACUUUUCCGUGGAUGCUUUGUCACUUGCAGCAGGUAAUGCAGCUCUGCAUGCUUGGUAGAUAGGUAACCAUGACAUUAAAACAUAUGAAGUUGCUAUGGAUACCGUAUUAUCUCACCUUUAUAAAGGUUGGUGCGUCAGGCACAGUGAUCACUGCUAUCUUACACCCCAUAAACAAUUAGUUUAAUACACUGAGUAUUAAUUCAUUAAACACGAAAUAACAAAUUGCAAAACAUGGCUCAAAUUAGCCAAACUGCAAUAAUUCACCAAAACACACAUUUUACAUCUCCCGGUUAAUUCUAUGUGAAUUUAGAACAUUCCUUAGUGGACAGCGGUGGUUGGGAUCUUCCUGCGACCGGCGUAAACUGAUUUUUAUUUAUAUUUUUUGGCAUCCUGGAAUUAGAGAUCUUCUCAGUGAAGAUGGGUUAGUAAUACGCUUUUUAGCAUUUUGGACAAAACAAACGAAACUAGUAUUAAAAAAAUGAAGCCAAGUGUUCUGGGGAUUGUUGUCUGUAUAAUUAGUGUUAUUUCUGUCCUACUGUCUGGGAAAAUGGUCCGUUUUUAAUAAUUACAAAUUACUGAGGUAGUCACUAACGUGGGAUUUGUCAAGUAUUCAAAAUUAAUUUCAAAUUUUAGGGCAAAACAGGCGAAUCUGAAAAACACUAAAACUAAAACUUGGAAUCCUAUUUCCCACAUUAGUGAUCCACCCUGAAUAUUUAUCUUUUUUUUAAAUUAAAUAUGUUCUCUCCAUAAGCAGAAUAGUGAAUGUAAAUAUAAUUUAUAUACAGAUAUUGUCAUUCAGAUCAAUGAAGACCAAUUAGUGGUUAUUGUUAAUGGGAACCACAUAUUAUAUAUAUAUCUCCAUAAGUGAUCCAGUAUGUCUGUCUGUCUAUCUAUCUCCUAUAUAUUAUAUAUAUGUUACCUUAUUAUCUCAUUAUCCAUUACCUUUACAAUCUCCAUAACUGAUACAGUGUGAAUAUAUAGAAAUGCUGUGCAUCUCCUGUAUAUCUCAAGAUGGACUUUGGAAAGUCUCCCUUGGGCACAGUAAUGAAGAUAAACCAAUUUUUCACAACUAUCCCAGAAUUCCCAGCUUGAUAUGCAAAUGAGCUCAGACAGGCAUUGUUUUUUGAGACUUCACACUGCGUUUCUUAUGGAUACUCGUAGCAAUGGACAUCAUUUUAAACACUGGCUAUGAUCCGAACUGAGCUAUAAACCAGAAACCAGCCAGAGACUGCAGUUUCAACCUUGUGGGUGUCAUCAUCAUGGCACUGGUUCUGGUCUGGAAGCUGAGGUCUCUCAAUGAGUUUGUAGCGAGAUGCCAAAUAGUUCAAACUCUCACAAUGCAGAUGGACAAAUUACUGUUGUGCAUCACCUACAUAGCUUAUAUAUAUAAUAACGUGGGAGCAGUCACAGUGACAGUGUAUAGAUGUACACCCCGUUAUAGAGACAGUAAAGGUAACAGCAAGGAAUCCAGCCAACGAGUAAACUACAGUAUUUAUAACACGGAAAUAUUUCAUGUUAUUAGGAUACGCUGAUAAUGGUUUAAUAAAACCUACUAUUUGGGUUUAAAGGUAAAGUUAAUCAGCCUGGAAUGAUUGAAGGCCGUCCAGAAGACGGAGCAAUGUCUGAUAAGAGAAAGCCUUUGUCCCUUUUUCCUGAUGACAUAAACACAAUGUAACGAAUUGCAAUUUCACACAGAAAGACGUAUCAGCUGGUUCAAUCUGUCAGGUCUUGGCCCUGUCCUUUCACCUAUAUUGCCAAGGGUACGGUCUGCGUUACACUCUGACCUCUGACUGCAGCUCAUUUAAAGGAUUGCCACAGACUGCCAUCACACAGUUACUACAUCGGACUGGUCACCUACGUAGGCGGCUAAUUAAUAUUAUACAACAGGCGGCAGGAUAGAGAGUAUUAUAAACACAUACACUAUUAUUUUAUUAUUACUGCCAGUUAACAAGAAAUGGCGUGGAGGGAAUAAUAAUAGCUGCUUACAUACUGAUGCUACUUGCAGAUAAAGUUAAUAAAUAUUUAGAAAAGCUGCACCAGAUAUUAAUGAAAUUAGGAAAUAGGACCUGUUCUCCUACAUUCUCAGUUAUACCCCGAAUCUGGCCACCACAAACUACCAGAGAUAAGAAUUGUGGGUAACAAAAUGCAAAGAGUGGGGGGUCAAUGACAGCAAUUUGGGGGGACACUGGUAAAUAUAUAUAGAUGGGAAAUUCUUCCCCUUGCGAUACUAAGAUAUUCUCCAGAUAUAAACUAUAACAAUCACUCACAAGAAGAUAUUGACUAGGGGCAUUCGAAUUUUCACAGAGCACUACUCACUAUAUUCACAAUGGUGAUCUAAACCAAACAAACCUUUUUUUAAGCAUGAUUUCUAUUAUUUAACACUUAAUUUUCAUUCCUCUUACUAUUUAGCAAGAUUUAAAAGGGAGGGAGGCUUUAUCCAAACCUAUCUUUUUCUGUCUAUACUAAGGAUGAUAUAUUACAGGCUGGUGAAUUUUGGUACUCAACUGUUGAAUCCAUACCUUCAUCCAUGAGAAAUUUCACCAAUCCUCACCAAGUCUCCAUAUAUUGGAGAUAUCUUUAUAGAGAUAUAAAAGUGGAUAAUUUAUCUCCCCCCAGCCCCCACUCCCUUCCCCUUGCAAAAGUGUAGAGCUUUGUGCUAUAUCAAUCCAUAUACAGAAUACUACCUAGAAUUUGUAUUCUUUAUUUUUAUCCAGUCCCCUAAUAUUGUCACGAACUAAUAAAGCCAGAGAGGAUAGAGGUAGUUGGUGUUAUGCAACGAGGUUCCAUUUACCAGCCAGAGGCUCAGCCUAUUGGUCUUUGGAUUUAAUUAUCAUUUGGUAAAAGGCGUUUAUCUACAUACUGUUUAUUUCCCCAGAUAAGACCUGCACACAAUGUUUCUUAUGAGUGAGUUUAUAGUUUAUUUCUACUUUAUAUUUAGGGGUUAAGCCCUGAGACACUACUGGAGAGUCUCCCUGGUGAUUUCGAUUCAGUGAAGGUUGUCAUGCAACUACCUCACACUGAACAUUUUCUAUUUUUAAGAUAUUCUCCACAAAUAUAUACAUUCAAAAUAGUGUGUCACCUCAUAUAUUCUUCAAUAGUUUUUCCCCCCAUAUUUUAUUUUAUUAUAUUUUUUUAUUUUAUUAAUAGAGCAUUAAUAUAUAAUUAAUAUAUCUAUAAAUGUGUUCAGGCUCCUUUAAUAGCCCAGUUUGUGCUGAUUACUCCAUGAACAAAGUUUUCUUCCAAAACCUUCAUUAAAUUAAUUGCGCUGUGACACAUUGUGUUUACACCUUCACUGAGUUUAGAUUUAAGCGGGUUGAGCGGGUCCGUACAUGCAGCGGGUCACAAACAUGACUUCAAUUAAACAGGUAAUUGGGGGAUGAAAUUACUAUUUUCCAGAGCAGGAAAGAUUCUGUGAUUAAUUAUUAUCUAAAUCCAUGGGGGUUAAAGAGUAAAACAUUGAUGUAAAUAUCUAUCUGUCUGUCUGUCUGUCUAUCUGUCUAUCUAUCUAUAGGUCUGUCUAUCUAUCUGUCUGUCGGUCUGUCUAUCUAUCUAUCUGUCUAUCUGUCUGUCUGUCUAUCUAUCUAGCUAUCUGUCUGUCUGUCUAUCUAUCUAUCUAUCUAUCUAUUUAUCUAUCUAUCUAUCUAUCUAUCUAUCUAUCUAUCUAUCUAUCUAUAUGUCUAUCUAUCUGUCUGUCUGUCUAUCAAUCUAUCUAUCUAUAGGUCUGUCUAUCUAUUCUGUGAUUAAUUAUUAUCUAAAUCCGUGGGGGUUAAAGAGUAAAACAUUGAUGUAAAUAUCUAUCUGUCUGUCUGUCUGUCUAUCUGUCUAUCUAUCUAUAGGUCUGUCUAUCUAUCUGUCUGUCGGUCUGUCUAUCUAUCUAUCUAUCUAUCUAUCUAUCUAUCUAUCUAUCUAUCUAUCUAUCUGUCUGUCUAUCUAUCUAUCUAUAUGUUUAUCUAUCUAUCUCUCUGUCUGUCUGUCUAUCUAUUUAUCUAUUUAUCUAUCUAUCUAUCUAUCUAUCUGUCUGUCUGUCAAUCUAUCUAUCUAUAGGUCUGUCUAUCUAUCUGUCUGUCUGUCUAUCUAUCUAUCUCUUUUAUAAUCCAAUCAAUACAUAAUCAAUAAAUAAUUCCAAUAUAUAAAUGUGGGGGCUCUGAAUCCACCAGCUUUAUUUGGGUGCAGGAGUGGUACGAGGGGCGACACACAAACUGUGCCUCUAGCACCGUGCGUGAGGUUAACGGACAUGGAAAUACCCAAAUAAUAAAAGAUGCAGCAAACCUUAUGCCCCGCAUACUCUACCUGUUCCAGACGCUUCCGGUCAAUAUUCCACGGAGUUUCUUCCAGACACUGUCGUCCUCCUUUAGGCAGUUUGUGUGGAACCAGAAACCCGUUCGAGUACGGCAAGUGAUUUUGGAACGUCCUCGAAGCAAGGGAGGUAUGGGAUUACCUUCAGUCCUUACUUACUACCGGGCAUCACACCUAUACCGGCUAGUGGACUUUCAUGCAGCCCUGGGCGGAAAACAGUGGGUAGAUAUGGAAAAGCAACAGGCUAGGGGAGGCAAAAUCCCUGCCCAACUGUGGCUGGGUGAUGCCACAUUCCAGGAGCUGCAAACAGGCAACCCGUUGAUAGACGCUACAUUGAAAGUGUGGUGUAGCAUUCGUUACUCCCAAAAACGUACGUCGUCGCCGAAUCCGCUUACGCCCGUGACACAUAACCCAAGAUUAGCGGCGGGACUUUCCCCGGGAGACUUGAAGUCCUUUGGGGCCGCGGAUUGGAUCUUACUGCACCAGUGGUGCAAUGGACCAGCCACUGGCCGUUCUACUCCAAGACCGCGAACCAAGCGCCCUUGACAAAUAUCGCUACUACCAGCCCACAACUUAUGUAGCCUCUCUCGCUGGUAAGGCUCACCUUCACCGCACACUGUCCCACUUCGAACAACUCUGCGUAGCCAGACAGCAUCUUACCCACGGCAUAUCGCACCUAUAUUCCACGCUGCAAAACUGCGGGGACCAAAGCCCUUUAGGCUUCACGGUACAGUGGGAAAGGGAAACAGGGGUCGAGCUAUCUGAAACAGAGUGGCAAAAAAUCUUCCAAUUGACGCACAAGGGGACCAUUAGCUCAAAGUUUCAGGAAUGCAAUUAUAAGAUAUUGUCGUGUUGGCAUAGAACCCCGGACAUCCUUCGUCACGUCCACGAGUCCAUCUCUGGUGAGUGCUGGAGGUGUGGAGCCGCGGAUGGUACCGGGAUCAAUAUAUGGUGGGCAUGCACACGCAUUGAGCCUUUCUGGUGAGAGAUACACCAAGCAAUUAAAGACGUAACGGGGAUAGACAUCCCUUUCCAGCCGUUGCCGAUGCUGCUGAAUCACACAAGCAUGCCAAUGACCAUCUACAAAAAGGGCCUCGUUAUACAGCUACUCAUGGAAGCAAAAUCGCUUAUCCCCACGCUGUGGAGAAAUCCGACAGCCCCUACCUUUCGCCAAUGAGUAGACAGAGUGGAAAUGAUCUACAACAUGGAAAUGCUGACAGAGUCUCUGCAGUGACACUUGGAUAAAUGUGCUCUAACAUGGUUUCCAUGGAUGGAGUACACGGCGAGGGGGGCCGCUGGGGAUGCCCGAUUGGGGGGUGGUGGCGCCCCUGCACUGGCACAACUUCUUCCUCCCCCAACAGACUGACAGAUACACGUAGUCCUGACCAACAUGGGGGCUGCACUUCCCUAACCACACAGCUAUGACUAAUCCCCUCCUUUCCCCAUCCCGAUAUCCAGACGGACGGUAAACUGGGGCGACUACACGGGUAUAGGCUUAUAAACUCAUCAAUCCACUAACCAGGCAUGUGGGAAAUUUGGGGAGCUAGGGGGGGGACACAAGGCAAAGGCGGGCAGUAGGCCUGUGUAGGCACUGGGAGGAGAGGGGAUUACAGGGCUGUUGAACCUCGUUAGGGUGGCUGGGAGGCGCACAUUAAUGAGGGGAUUCAGCCAGAGGGCAGGAGGUCAACAACGGCUCCCUGGGGACAGGGAGGUAUUCUUCCAACAUUCUCGGUUAAACGCUUUUGGUUCGAACUGAGCCCAUCGGAUUACCCAGGCAAAAGCUGCCCGGUUUGAUCCCUAGGGGUUUCCAGCCUAUACUGGUAGGGGACAGGAGGGGGUGCAGAUUAGCCAGAGGACACCCUGCAGCUAACAUAUAUCUCAUGCAAACCACUUCACCAGGCUUGAGGUUGGGGGGGGGACUACUGGGGAUUAGGGUCAUGGGCUGGCUCACCAAUUGGCCCUCAGGGGCAGAGCAGUAGACGAUAGAGAUAGAUACGAACCCCCGCUUAACGAUGUAUAAGGGAUAACUGCGCCUCCCACAACCAGCUUUUCGCAUAUAUCUCUUGAGUCCCUUUGAGGUAUUAGGAAUGUGGCCACUUUUGUUGCCAAGUUGGAUCCUUGCUGUUACAGUUACGGUUAUAUUUCUAUGUUAAGAUAAUCUCAACUCGCUGUACUAUCUGAGAACGGGGAAUCUAAAUGUCCUACCUUCAUGGCCUUUAUAAAGGUAGUAAUUGUAUUGUAUUACAAAAAUGAAAAAUAAAAAAAAAAGAAUGUCAAAAAAAAAAAAAAGAUGCAGCAAACCAUACAAACUGUCUGCAUUGUGGAUAUAAUGGGACUGGGGAUAUUGGGAGGAUCUGUGAGGUUAUUUAAAGCGAUGAGUUUUGCAGGUGAUGAGAAUUUGGGGUGAGCUGAUCUCCAUCCAAGCUGGUUCCGGUACAUUGUCUCACAUUGUCUCUUUUUGUAUCAGAUUUAGUGAGAUGUGCUGCUGCCUGAGCUUUCUCUUUACCCCUCUCUCCACUCCAUUCAUUGUUGCCCUGAUCACCGUGGGGAUCUCCGCUUUCAUCUAUGUCCUGACAAAACCAAAACCAGUCUUUCCGCCCAUCGACCUGAACAAACAGUCUGUCGGAACUCAGGUAACGCCAAAACUGCAUGUUUAUUACUUCAGAACAUUUCUUUAGCUAAGACACACUUUAAAAAACUAUUAUAGAUAGUGCAUUAAGUGACAUCACACAUGUAGACAUAUAAUAUCAUCCAAAUGUAAUAUCCACCAAAUACAAUAUCUGCCAAAUAUAAUAUUAUCCAAAUGUAAUGUCCGCCAAAUAUAAUAUCCACCAAAUAUAAUAUCCACCAAAUAUAAUGUCCCCCAAAUAUAAUAUCCACCAAAUAUAAUAUCCACCAAAUAUAAUGUCUGCCAAAUAUAAUGUCCACCAAAUAUAAUAUCAUCCAAAUAUAAUGUCCUCCAAAUAUAAUGUCUGCCAAAUAUAAUGUUCACCAAAUAUAAUAUCCACCAAAUAUAAUGUCUGCCAAAUAUAAUGUCCUCCAAAUAUAAUGUCCACCAAAUAUAAUGUUCACCAAAUAUAAUAUCCACCAAAUAUAAUGUCCACCAAAUAUAAUAUCAUCCAAAUAUAAUAUCCACCAAAUAUAAUGUCCACCAAAUAUAAUAUCAUCCAAAUAUAAUAUCCACCAAAUAUAAUGUCCACCAAAUAUAAUAUCAUCCAAAUAUAAUAUCCACCAAAUAUAAUGUCCUCCAAAUAUAAUGUCUGCCAAAUAUAAUAUCCACCAAAUAUAAUAUCCACCAAAUAUAAUGUCCACCAAAUAUAAUAUCAUCCAAAUAUAAUAUCCACCAAAUAUAAUGUCCUCCAAAUAUAAUAUCCACCAAAUAUAAUAUCCACCAAAUAUAAUGUCCACCAAAUAUAAUAUCAUCCAAAUAUAAUAUCCACCAAAUAUAAUGUCCUCCAAAUAUAAUGUUCACCAAAUAUAAUGUUCACCAAAUAUAAUAUCCACCAAAUAUAAUAUCCACCAAAUAUAAUGUCCUCCAAAUAUAAUGUCCACCAAAUAUAAUGUUCACCAAAUAUAAUAUCCACCAAAUAUAAUGUCCGCCAAAUAUAAUAUCACCCAAAUAUAAUAUCCCCCAAAUAUAAUAUCCUCCAAAUAUAAUGUCUGCCAAAUAUAAUGUCCUCCAAAUAUAAUGUCCGCCAAAUAUAAUGUCCACCAAAUAUAAUGUUCACCAAAUAUAAUAUCCACCAAAUAUAAUAUCCACCAAAUAUAAUGUCCUCCAAAUAUAAUGUCCACCAAAUAUAAUGUUCACCAAAUAUAAUAUCCACCAAAUAUAAUGUCUGCCAAAUAUAAUGUCCUCCAAAUAUAAUGUCUGCCAAAUAUAAUAUCCACCAAAUAUAAUGUCCGCCGAAUAUAAUAUCACCCAAAUAUAAUAUCCCCCAAAUAUAAUAUCCUCCAAAUAUAAUGUCUGCCAAAUAUAAUGUCCUCCAAAUAUAAUGUCCGCCAAAUAUAAUAUCACCCAAAUAUAAUAUCCCCCAAAUAUAAUAUCCUCCAAAUAUAAUGUCCGCCAAAUAUAAUGUCUGCCAAAUAUAAUAUCAUCCAAAUGUAAUAUCCACCAAAUACAACAUCCGCCAAAUAUAAUGUCCACCAAAUAUAAUAUCCACCAAAUAUAAUAUCAUCGAAAUAUAAUGUCUGCCAAAUAUAAUGUCCACCAAAUAUAAUAUCAUCGAAAUAUAAUAUCAUCGAAAUAUAAUAUCCACCAAAUGUAAUAUCCACCAAAUAUAUCUACCAAAUAUAAUGUCCGCUAAAUAUAAUGUCCCCCAAAUAUAAUGUCCACCAAAUAUAAUAUCCACCAAAUAUAAUUUCAUCGAAAUAUAAUGUCUGCCAAAUAUAAUGUCCACCAAAUAUAAUGUCAUCGAAAUAUAAUGUCUGCCAAAUAUAAUGUCCACCAAAUAUAAUAUCAUCGAAAUAUAAUGUCUGCCAAAUAUAAUGUCCACCAAAUAUAAUAUCAUCGAAAUAUAAUGUCCACCAAAUAUAAUGUUUGCAAAAUAUAAUGUCCGUCAAAUAUAAUAUCCACCAAAUAUAAUAUCAUCGAAAUAUAAUAUCCCCCAAAUAUAAUGUUCCCCAAAUAUAAUGUCCGCCAAAUAUAAUAUCCACCAAAUAUAAUAUCAUCGAAAUAUAAUAUCCCCCAAAUAUAAUGUCCACCAAAUAUAAUAUCCACCAAAUAUAUCAUCGAAAUAUAAUAUCCCCCAAAUAUAAUGUCCGCCAAAUAUAAUAUCCACCAAAUAUAAUAUAAUGGAAAUAUAAUAUUCCCCAAAUAUAAUAUCCACCAAAUAUAAUGUCCGCCAAAUAUAAUAUCCACCAAAUAUAAUAUAAUCGAAAUAUAAUAUUCCCCAAAUAUAAUAUCCCCCAAAUAUAAUGUCCGCCAAAUAUAAUAUCCACCAAAUAUAAUAUCCCCCAAAUAUAAUAUCCACCAAAUAUAAUAUAAUCGAAAUAUAAUAUUCCCCAAAUAUAAUAUCCACCAAAUAUAAUGUCCGCCAAAUAUAAUAUCCACCAAAUAUAGUACUAACAGUACUAUUAUGUAUUCUUUUAUUGUCCUGUUUUUACAUUUAGAUUCCAAUGUUGGGACCUUAGAUAUACAUUAAUCACCCAGAAUCUAAACGCCAUCAUUUAUUAACUAAAAAACAUUCUAAUAGUUUUGUUUUAUUCCAGGAAAUAUUUUUGCUAAUUAAAGUUUUAAACAAAUCUCCAUUAUUUCCCACACAGGGCGGUGCGCGAAGAUGUGCUUUGCUGAAGGAUGACAAACUCAUGUCUUAUUAUUAUGAAGACGGUAAAACCUUAUAUGAAAUCUUCAUGAGAGGGAUCCGUGUUUCCGGUAAGGGGGCCAAUCUCUGCCUUUUCACAAUAUUUCGAAAUCCAGGGAAAAUCAGCCGGAGGCAGGUUAGAUAAAGCUGCUUCCUGGACUUUGCAUGGAAUUCAGACUUUAACAGAAAUUGUUUUUAGCUGCCAUUGAAAUCAGUUUUGCCUUUUUGGGUUAUAAUUAGUAAAUAUCAUGCGUUCAGUUUUAGCUCAUAUACGGAUGUUCUGCUCUGAGUGAAUCUAGGACCCUAUAGGCCAAGUCAUCUCAUCGAACAUACUAAAUGGGAAAACACUGCCCAAAGCCGGGUUCUUAUUUAAUCGACAACUCUGGAGAAUUAACCUGCUUUUCAUUCAAUCGUUUUGCCCUUUGUGUCAGAUUUCUGUUUUGUCUAAUUGUGUUUUGUUCUAUUUACAGGAAAUGGCAACUGUUUGGGCUGGAGGAGACCGAACCAACCUUACGAAUGGAUGACUUACAGACAGGUAGGUCCAAACAAAUUAAUGCAGUUCACAUAUUAAAUAACUGUAACAUAUUCAACAAUCCAUUAAACAAUAACAAAUGUGAGAAAACAAUGCAGUGAAACUCGGGGGUAUCAGGGUAAAUAGCAGAUUUUCACUGAUUCGAUGAUAAAAUUCCAGUUGGUGCUUUUCAUACCAGAAUGUAGCAGUUGAUAGCCCAGAAUGUAGCAGUUGAUAGCCCAGAAUGUAACAGUUGAUAGCUCAGAAUGUAGGAGUUGAUAGCCCAGAAUGUAGCAGUUGAUAGCCCAGAAUGUAGCAGUUGAUAGCCCAGAAUGUAACAGUUUAUAGCUCAGAAUGUAGGAGUUGAUAGCCCAGAAUGUAGCAGUUGAUAGCCCAGAAUGUAGCAGUUGAUAGCUCAGAAUGUAGCAGUUGAUAGCCCAGAAUGUAGCAGUUGAUAGCUCAGAAUGUAACAGUUGAUAGCUCAGAAUGUAGCAGUUGAUAGCUCAUAAUGUAACAGUUGAUAUCUGAGAAUGUAGCAGUUGAUAGCUCAUAAUGUAACAGUUGAUAGCUGAGAAUGUAGCAGUUGAUAGCCCAGAAUGUAGCAGUUGAUAGCUGAGAAUGUAGCAGUUGAUAGCUCAUAAUGUAACAGUUGAUAGCUGAGAAUGUAGCAGUUGAUAGCCCAGAAUGUAGCAGUUGAUAGCUGAGAAUGUAGCAGUUGAUAGCUCAGAAUGUAGCAGUUGAUAGCUCAUAAUAUAACAGUUGAUAGCUCAUAAUGUAACAGUUGAUAGCUGAGAAUGUAGCAGUUGAUAGCUCAGAAUGUAACAGUUGAUAGCUCAGAAUGUAGCAGUUGAUAGCUCAUAAUGUAACAGUUGAUAUCUGAGAAUGUAGCAGUUGAUAGCUCAUAAUGUAACAGUUGAUAGCUGAGAAUGUAGCAGUUGAUAGCCCAGAAUGUAGCAGUUGAUAGCUCAGAAUGUAACAGUUGAUAGCUCAGAGCUCAGAAUGUAGCAGUUGAUAGCUCAUAAUGUAACAGUUGAUAGCUCAGAAUGUAGCAGUUGAUAGCUCAGAAUGUAGCAGUUGAUAGCUCAUAAUGUAACAGUUGAUAGCUCAGAAUGUAGCAGUUGAUAGCCCAGAAUGUAGCAGUUGAUAGCCCAGAAUGUAGCAGUUGAUAGCUCAUAAUGUAACAGUUGAUAGCUGAGAAUGUAGCAGUUGAUAGCUCAGAAUGUAGCAGUUGAUAGCUCAUAAUGUAACAGUUGAUAGCUCAGAAUGUAGCAGUUGAUAGCUCAGAAUGUAGCAGUUGAUAGCUCAUAAUGUAACAGUUGAUAGCUCAGAAUGUAGCAGUUGAUAGCUCAGAAUGUAGCAGUUGAUAGCUCAUAAUGUAACAGUUGAUAGCUCAGAAUGUAGCAGUUGAUAGCUCAUAAUGUAACAGUUGAUAGCUCAGAAUGUAGCAGUUGAUAGCUCAGAAUGUAGCAGUUGAUAGCUCAUAAUGUAACAGUUGAUAGCUCAGAAUGUAGCAGUUGAUAGCUCAGAAUGUAGCAGUUGAUAGCUCAGAAUGUAGCAGUUGAUAGCUCAGAAUGUAGCAGUUGAUAGCUCAUAAUGUAACAGUUGAUAGCUCAGAAUGUAGCAGUUGAUAGCUCAUAAUGUAACAGUUGAUAGCCCAGAAUGUAGCAGUUGAUAGCUCAGAAUGUAGCAGUUGAUAGCUCAUAAUGUAACAGUUGAUAGCUCAGAAUGUAGCAGUUGAUAGCCCAGAAUGUAGCAGUUGAUAUCCAGAAUGUAGCAGUUGAUAGCUCAUAAUGUAACAGUUGAUAGCUGAGAAUGUAGCAGUUGAUAGCUCAGAAUGUAGCAGUUGAUAGCUCAUAAUGUAACAGUUGAUAGCUCAGAAUGUAGCAGUUGAUAGCUCAGAAUGCGGAUUGAUAGCUCAGAAUGUAACAGUUGAUAGCUCAGAAUGUAGCGGUUAUUAGCUCAUAAUGUAACAGUUGAUAGCUCAGAAUGUAGCAGUUAUUAAGCUCAGAAUGCUUGGCAGUUAUUAGCUCAUAAUGCAACAGUUAUUAGCUCAGAACAGCAGUUGAUAGCUCAUAAUGUAACAGUUGAUAGCAGAAUGCUUGGCAGUUGAUAGCUCAAGAAUGUAGCAGUUGAUAACUCAUAAUGCUGUAACAGUUGAUAGCUCAGAAUGUAGCAGUUGAUAGCCCAGAAUGCUUAGCAGUUGAUAUCCAGAAUGUAGCAACGUUGAUAGCUCAUAAUGCCAACAGUUGUGCUGAGAAUACUUAGCAGUUGAUAGCUUUCAGAAUAGCAGCAGUUGAUAGCUCAUAAUGCUUAACAGUUGAUAGCUCAUAAUGUAACAGUUGAUAGCUCAGAAUGUAGCAGUUGAUAGCUCAUAAUGUAACAGUUGAUAGCUCAGAAUGUAGCAGUUGAUAGCUCAUAAUGUAACAGUUGAUAGCUGAGAAUGUAGCAGUUGAUAGCUCAUAAUGUAGCAGUUAUUAGCUCAUAAUGUAACAGUUGAUAGCUCAGAAUGCUUAGCAGUUGAUAGCUCAUAAUGUAACAGUUAUUAAGCUCAGAAUGUAGCAGUUGAUAGCUCAUAUAAUGUAACAGUUAUUAGCUGAAAUGCUUGGCAGUUGAUAGCUCAUAAUGUAGCAGUUAUUGUGCUUAGAUGUAACGGUGUGCUGAGAAUGCUUAGCAGUUGAUAGCUCAUAAUGUAGCAGUUGAUAGCUCAGAAUGUAGCAGUUGAUAGCUCAUAAUGUAACAGUUGAUAGCUGAGAAUGUAGCAGUUGAUAGCCCAGAAUGUAACAGUUGAUAGCUGAGAAUGUAGCAGUUGAUAGCUCAUAAUGUAGCAGUUGAUAGCCCAGAAUGUAGCAGUUGAUAGCUCAGAAUGUAGCAGUUGAUAGCUCAGAAUGUAAGAGUUGAUAGCUGAGAAUGUAGCAGUUGAUAGCUCAGAAUGUAGCAGUUGAUAGCCCAGAAUGUAGCAGUUGAUAGCUCAGAAUGUAGCAGUUGAUAGCUCAGAAUGUAGCAGUUGAUAGCUCAGAAUGUAACAGUUGAUAGCUCAGAAUGUAGCAGUUGAUAGCUCAUAAUGUAACAGUUGAUAGCUCAGAAUGUAGCAGUUGAUAGCUCAGAAUGUAGCAGUUGAUAGCUCAUAAUGUAACAGUUGAUAGCUCAGAAUGUAGCAGUUGAUAGCUCAUAAUGUAACAGUUGAUAGCCCAGAAUGUAGCAGUUGAUAGCUCAGAAUAUAGCAGUUGAUAGCUCAGAAUGUAGCAGUUGAUAGCUCAGAAUGUAGCAGUUGAUAGCUCAUAAUGUAGCAGUUGAUAGCUCAGAAUGUAACAGUUGAUAGCUCAGAAUGUAGCAGUUGAUAGCUCAGAAUGUAACAGUUGAUAGCUGAGAAUGUAGCAGUUGAUAGCUCAGAAUGUAACAGUUGAUAGCUCAGAAUGUAGCAGUUGAUAGCUCAGAAUGUAGCAGUUGAUAGCUCAUAAUGUAACAGUUGAUAGCUCAGAAUGUAGCAGUUGAUAGCUCAGAAUGUAGCAGUUGAUAGCUCAUAAUGUAACAGUUGAUAGCUCAGAAUGCUUAGCAGUUGAUAGCUCCAGGAGAAUGUAGAAGUUGAUAGCUCAGAAUGUAGCAGUUGAUAGCUCAUAAUGUAACAGUUGAUAGCUCAGAAUGUAACAGUUGAUAGCUCAGAAUGUAGCAGUUGAUAGCUCAGAAUGUAACAGUUGAUAGCUCAGAAUGUAGCAGUUGAUAGCUCAGAAUGUAACAGUUGAUAGCUGAGAAUGUAGCAGUUGAUAGCUCAGAAUGUAACAGUUGAUAGCUGAGAAUGUAGCAGUUGAUAGCUCAGAAUGUAACAGUUGAUAGCUCAGAAUGUAACAGUUGAUAGCUGAGAAUGUAGCAGUUGAUAGCUCAGAAUGUAACAGUUGAUAGCUCAGAAUGUAGCAGUUGAUAGCUCAGAAUGUAGCAGUUGAUAGCCCAGAAUGUAACAGUUGAUAGCUGAGAAUGUAGCAGUUGAUAGCUCAGAAUGUAGCAGUUGAUAGCUGAGAAUGUAGCAGUUGAUAGCUCAGAAUGUAGCGAUUGAUAGCUCAAGUCGCAACAGUUAAUGCUUAAAUAUAACAGUUAUUAAGCAGAAUGUAGCAGUUGAUAGCUCAGAAUGCUUAGCAGUUGAUAGCUCAGAUAUAGCAGCAGUUGAUAGCUCAGAAUAUAUAGCUAGCAGUUGAUAACCCCAAGUCUGUGAUUGUGCUCCAGAAUGCUUAGCAGUUAUUAAGCUCAGAAUGUAGCAGUUGAUAGCUCAUAAUGUAACAGUUGAUAGCUCAGAAUGUAGCAGUUGAUAGCUCAGAAUGUAGCAGUUGAUAGCUCAUAAUGUAACAGUUGAUAGCUCAGAAUGUAGCAGUUGAUAGCUCAGAAUGUAACAGUUGAUAGCUCAGAAUGUAGCAGUUGAUAGCUGAGAAUGUAGCAGUUGAUAGCUCAGAAUGUAGCAGUUGAUAGCCCAGAAUGUAGCAGUUGAUAGCUCAGAAUGUAGCAGUUGAUAGCUCAUAAUGUAACAGUUGAUAGCCCAGAAUGUAGCAGUUGAUAGCUCAGAACUCUCGCCGGGCUGAAGGGGGAGGAAGGGGUUAAAUUCUUACCUUUCUCCAGCACCGGGCUCCCUCGGCGCUGGGGACUCUCCUCCCUCUUCCUACGUCUCCUCCCUCUUUGCGCACGCAUUCAAUCAGUCCAUAGGAAAGCAUUAAUAAAUGGCAGAUUUUGGCAUUGAUUAUUGAUUAUGGGAGUGUUGUAUUGCUGCUCUGAUUUUGGUCUUUUAUUGAUUCGUUGCAGGUAGCGGACAGAGCUGAAUAUUUGGGAUCUGGACUUUUACAGAAAGGAUGUAAGCCUUCACCCGAUCAGUUUAUUGGGAUCUUCUCACAGAAUCGACCAGAGGUAAAUCUGUAUCCAAUAAUUCACUGAGCUGACUGGCAACCAACAGGUUAAUCCUCAUUUUAUAAGCAGCAUUGUUGGAACAUGUGCCAUGGGUUUAGUCUGCGACCCAGAGAGAUUUAAAGUGUAGAUAUUCUGAUUUACCUAAUUCAUCAUGUGUGUUCAAUAAACCCUUAUUAGAGCGAAAUAGAAUAAAAGUACUAACUGCAGUUUAACGCAAUUACUGAUAGAGAGUUCUGAAAAUUCUGACAUUAUUUUGACCGUACAUGUUAAAGUGAUCUAAAAAGUGAAGAUUUUCUUUACAGUAAGUUCUGCCGGGUUUUGACAAAAUCUUCUUUUCAGAAGACUGCAGAACUCUUUUCUGACAUAAAAAGUAUUGGAAAAUGAUAAAUCCACUGCGUCACUGAAAAAAUGGCAGAUAAUAAAACAGCACCUUAUAGAGUUAAUAAACUGUGCUGAACAAUUAGACGCAAAUGUUGGCGGCAGUUUAAUAAAUGCCCCCUAUAGUUUCUCUAAUGGGUAAAAUGGGAGCAAGGUGUAUAAACGAUGAUAUUAAUGAAAUGCAUCUCUGAAUCUCCUUUCUCUGAGCGCUUGGUUCUGUCUUGUGUAGGCUGUCAUAGCAGAGCUGGCUUGUUAUACGUACUCCAUGGCCAUCGUUCCGCUGUACGACACCCUGGGAGCAGAAGCCAUUGUUUAUAUUGUUAACAGAGGUGAGAACACACAAACAUUUAUACACAUACACAAACAUACAUUUAGACACACAUGUAUUCAUACACACAUUCACAUUUAAACACACAUUCACAUUUAAACACACUCACAUUUAAACACACUCACAUUUAUACACAUACACACACACACAUUUAAACACACACACACAUUUAGACACACACACAUUCACAAGUAUACACACUCACAUUUAUACACACGCACUCACAUUUAUACACACACAUGCACAUUUUCUGCAUGCACAUUUGGACACACACACACACACACACAAAACCAUAUUGAUACAUACACACACAUGCACAUUUAGACACAUAUAUGCACAUUUAUACAUACACACUCACAUUUAAAAACACACUUAUACACACAAAUGCACAUUUAUACAAACACAUUCCUUCUCAUACACACACACACACACAUUUGUACAGAUGCACAUUUAUACACAUUCAGUUAUAUAAUUAUAUAUGUAGAUAGCCACUAUAUCUACCACGAUUAUUCAUUAAAGUGUCAGCGGUUGGGAGAUCUACUUUGAUUAAAAACCUGUAAGUCACACUCAGGAUCCUUCCAGUGGAUUUAUCGGGAUCCAGCCAUCUGAGUUAUGCAAACAGAAUAAAAGGUGACUCUGUUUUGCAGCUGACUUGUCAGUGGUAAUCUGUGACAAAUCGGACAAGGCUCGCAUCCUGCUGGACAACUGCGAGAAAGGCCUAACACCUGGGCUCACAACAGUCAUCCUGAUGGAGGCGUUUGAAGACGAACUGAAGGAUAAGGCUGUGAAAUGUAACAUUGACAUUUUAUUGAUGAAAGACGUUGAGGUAUUUCACUUCUUACUUAAUAAUCAGAAAAUAAGAAAAAUCCCUUGGUGUCAGAUUUUAGAUAUAUUAAUGUUCAGUUUACUAAAAUUAGAACUAAAAUAAUUUUAAAAACUAGCAAAACCCAUAUUUAAACAAUCCAUGUACCCACUGCUUCCCCCAUCUCUGCCAAUAUUAUUCUAAAUGUCGACUACUUACCUCCCACUGACAAAAUGUAAAGAUACCACAAGGCAUUACUUUUUACUUCAUUAAUGGAUCUGCCACUAGAAAUACGUUUAUAACAGCUUCAAACUAUAUUUCAAAUAAAUGACUUCACCCUUAAGUAAAUGUCUGAAGCUAAGACUACGGUAUGUCCCAGGUAGGAUAAACCUGGCAAAAUCUAUCUCCCCUUGGUUUAGACCAGUGGUAAGCGAUGAUGGCUAAAGAUGGUGGGGUGCUAGACACCCCCCUCUGAUUUCUUUGGUUCUGACUUUUUAACCUGAUCUAAUCAACCCCUGACCUAAUGAGACGUAUAGAACAUAACACUAUAUAUAACUAUAGACACAUAUUAUAGAUACCGAUAGAUAAACGUAUAGAUACAUACUAUAACUGCCUAUAGAUACAUACUAUAAAUACUGAUAGAUAAACGUAUAGAUACAUACUAUAACUGCCUAUAGAUACAUACUAUAAAUACUGAUAGAUAAACGUAUAGAUACAUACUAUAACUGCCUAUAGAUACUAUAAAUACUGAUAGAUAAACGUAUAGAUACAUACUAUAACUGCCUAUAGAUACAUACUAUAAAUACUGAUAGAUAAACGUAUAGAUACAUACUAUAACUGCCUAUAGAUACAUACUAUAAAUACCGAUAGAUAAACGUAUAGAUACAUACUAUAACUGCCUAUAGAUACAUACUAUAAAUACCGAUAGAUAAACGUAUAGAUACAUACUAUAACUACCUAUAGAUACAUACUAUAACUACCGAAAGAUAAACGUAUAGAUACAUACUAUAACUACCUAUAAAUACACUUAUUUGGGAAACAAUAACCUCUUUAAAGACUGACUCCGCCCUUGGUGCUGUUAUCCAAUUACAGAGCAGACGAUAGGCCUUCCUUUGUCCAGAAUGUGACAGCCGGUGUUCUAUCAGUAUAGCAGACUGAUAGAACACCGGCAUUGAAUGGCUGAGCUCAGGAUCUCUGUUAGAGCAGAGUAAGUUUGUCUGGGAGGUUCAUGGGGCAAAACUAGCUCCACAUAUCCCAUGAUUAGUUAGAUAUUAAAAAUUUUGUGUAUGGGGGGCCCAAAGACUUCUUAACAAUAAAAAUGUCUGCUAAUUGUCAGUAAUGCCGAGAACCAAUCAGAAACUGUGCUUUCGUGAGUUCUGCUGAUUAUCUCCCAGCAUUCCAUGGGGUAAUCAUGGACUCUUUAAACUAGAAUGACUGAACCCCAAGCAGGAGCUGGCAUGGCCGCCAGUGUCAGGAAUCAAUGCUUUUAUUAAAGGUCUGAUUAUUCAGUAACAUGCUCGCUCUUUCCUGCAGUUCCUGGGUAAAGAACAUUUUAAAAAGCCUGUGGUAAGUCUUCCUAUAACAUGAGCUCAGAGUGCACUGCGCAUGGUGUGGGAGCUAGUGAUAGAUACAAUGGUUUAUUAGGACAAUGCCUGCCUAACAUUCUGCCCACAGCUGGGAACAGCUGCAGGGAUAGCCACCAAGGUAUUAGGCCUAAAGAAUUCUGGAAGAAAUCUCCAAGCCAGCAACCCUUUCAUCCUGAAAUGUUAAAUUAUUUUCUAAUUUACGAUAAAUUCUCACUUUAGUGAGUAACCCUGUUACAUUGUGCCUUUUUUCUGCAUUCAGUUUUCUAUCUCUGAUCUGAAAGAGGUCGAGAGACAUGGGAUUGUGUAUUAGGAUAACGGCUGUGAUUUUGGGGCGAUGUGUGCGAAUGCUGCCCACGGUUUGGGUAAUUGAAGCUUUAUAUGAUGUGUGGAUGUGGAGAGAGAUAAUGGUAAUGGUAUCGUGUCUGACAGACAGUACGGAAGGGAUUACAUCAAAAUGAUGUCACUUGUUAAAUAAUCCGGGUUCCUGAGAGGGGGGUGAGGUGAGAAGUAAUAUUCACAGUCUGUACAGAGAAUGAAAGCUGUGAUUGUAACGCAGUUAAAGGGGUUCACUGAAUAGAUGGGUGGCUGGGCUAUGAAUCAUAUCAUUUUAUUUAUGGUAAGCUACCUUUAAUACAACACAAUACUAGCCCUCCAGCUGUUUGUGGGACAACAAUUCCCAGUGGGCAGAGGAUUGAUAGAAUUGUAGUCUUACAGAUGGAGGGUCAGGGCUGGAUAGAACUGGUGUGAACAACGCCUGUACCUCAACCUGUUCUCUUUGCCUUCAGCCACCAAAACCAGACGACCUGUGUGUAGUGUGUUUUACCAGUGGAACUACAGGUACAAACCCUCUUCUUAAAAUAUAUAUUCUGUCAGUACAUACUGCCAGCACCGUACUGGAUAUACAGAGUUAGAGGCAACGUUACAGGUGGGGUCACAGGUAGAGGGGGGGCCUUGCAGGAAGGGCUACAUGCAUGGUAAGAGGUGGGGUUACAGGGAGCGUUAAAGGCGGGGUUACAAGUAGAGUAAUGGGCAGGGUCUCAAGCAGGAUAAGAGGCGGGGUUACAAAUAGAGUAAGAGGCGGGGUUACAAAUAGAGUUAGAGACGGUGUGACAAGUAGAGUAAUAGGUGGGUGCAAGCAGGAUAAGAGGCGGGGUUUCAAACAGAGUUAGAGGCGGGGUUACAAGUCGAGUUAGGGGCGGGGUUUCAAAUAGAGUUAGAGGCGGCAUUACAAGUAGAGUAAUGGGCAGGGUUUCAAGCAGGAUAAGAGGCGGGGUUUCAAAUAGAGUUAGAGGCGGGGUUACAAAUAGAGUUAGAGGCGCGGUUACAAGUCAAGUUAGGGGCGGGGUUUCAAAUAGAGUUGAGGCGGGGUUACAAAUAGAGUUAGAGGCGCGGUUACAAGUCGAGUUAGAGGCAGGAUUAUAAGUAGAGAAAGAGGAGGGGUUACAAAUAAAGUAAUGGGCAGGGUCUCAAGCAGGAUAAGAGGCGGGGUUACAAGUAGAAUAAUGGGCGGGUACAAGCAGAAUAAAAGAUGGGUAUACAAGUAGAGAAAGAGGCGGGAUUACUAGUAGAGUAAAGGGUGGGGUUACAAGCAAGAUAAGAGGCGGGGUUUCAAAUAGAGUUUGAGGCGGGGUUACAAGUAGAGUUAGAGGCGGGGUUACAGUCCCUCCUCUCCUCUGAUAGGCUCCGCCCAUGCCAGACUCAGAGUGAUUAGGAUGCACAACCUACCCGGCCUCACUGCCAGUCAGUGCAAUGUGCGGGGUCUUUCCGGGCAAUGGGGACAGCCCAUACACUGAGCAUCAAAGGUUAAACUGCUAGCCCUUCCUGUGGCAUGGAGGAGACCGUACCCUAAAAUAUCUCAGAAGAGACCCACUCACACCCGAACCUUUAUGUGCCCCUCUUUGUUCGUUUGAAAUGUUGGGAGAUGCUGAUGGCUUGUGUUCACUCUUAUUAUGAAUGUCUCCUCAUAUCCCCGUACUAGGUGACCCUAAAGGAGCCAUGCUGACCCAUGAAAAUGUGGUAGCAGACACAGCCAGCUUCCUAAAAAACACAGAGGUAAGAGUCCAGUCUUAUACACACUCUGCACAAUCCUCAGCGGAGGUGAAGAGUGAUGGGAGUCUCAGUCCAGCUAUAGUUUAAUAUAAAUAUAAUUAAAUUAAAGGACUGUGCUGGCAAUAUGAUUGCAAAAAAUAACUAACACGUACAAUAAAUACUUAUUACAUGAGUUUUGAAUUGCUUGAAUUGCAUUUAUUUUAAUAAUACUUUCAUUUUGCAUUAUAUAUAUUCACAAAGCUCUAACAGCAGAUUAUUAUAAUACACUUUAGUUUAUUAAGCACUAUUUUCUCUGAUGUUGGAAUUGGUGUAGGACCCUCUGAUAUUGGGGUACAGUGAUGUAAUUAGUCUAGGACCCUCUGAUAUUGGGGUACUGUGACAUAACUAGUGUAGGAAUCACCGAUAUUGGGGUACUGUGACAUAACUAGUGUAGGACCCACUGAUAUUGGGGUACUGUGAUGUAACUAGUGUAGGACCCACCAAUAUUGGAGUACUGUGAUGUAAUUAGUGUAGGACCCAUCAAUAUUGGAGUACUGUGAUGUAAUUAGUGUAGGACCCACAGAUAUUGAGAUACUGUGCUGUAAUUAUUGUAUGACCCACCGAUAUUGGAGUACUGUGAUGUAAUUAGUGUAGGACCCACUGAUAUUGGGGUACUGUAACAUCACUAGUGUAGGACCCACCAAUAUUGGGGUACUGUGAUGUAAUUAGUGUAGGACCCACCGAUAUUGGGGUAGUGUGAUGUUAUUAGUGUAGGACCCACCGAUAUUGAGAUACUGUGCUGUAAUUAUUGUAUGACCCACCGAUAUUGGAGUACUGUGAUGUAAUUAGUGUAGGACCCACUGAUAUUGGGGUACUGUAACAUCACUAGUGUAGGACCCACCAAUAUUGGGGUACUGUGAUGUAAUUAGUGUAGGACCCACCGAUAUUGGGGUAGUGUGAUGUUAUUAGUGUAGGACCCACCGAUAUUGAGAUACUGUGCUGUAAUUAUUGUAUGACCCACCGAUAUUGGAGUACUGUGAUGUAAUUAGUGUAGGACCCACUGAUAUUGGGGUACUGUAACAUCACUAGUGUAGGACCCACCAAUAUUGGGGUACUGUGAUGUAAUUAGUGUAGGACCCACCGAUAUUGGGGUAGUGUGAUGUUAUUAGUGUAGGACCCACCGAUAUUGAGAUACUGUGCUGUAAUUAUUGUAUGACCCAUGGAUAUUGGGCUCUUGUGAUGCAAGUAGUCUUACCCGCCACCAUUUUUUGGCUACUGUGAUGUAAUUAAUGUAGGACCCAAUGAUAUUGGGGUACUGUGAAGUAGUGGUGGGCUUAACAAAAAAAUGUGGCCAUAUGAUGAAAUUGAAUGCAGAUAUUUGAGAGGUGAUUUUAAGUAGCCUUAUAAAGUUUUAAACUGUGUUUUCAUGUGUGUGCUGUAACUUAAUCUGUGUUCUGUAUGAAUUUUGGUCACUACGGCAGCACCAUUCCUCCAGAAUGCAUGUGCAGGGUGUGCCCCCAAUUCCCUUUUGUCUUUACUGGGUAAAGGAUAUACUGCACUGUCAUGAUAAAUUCAUAUAUUAAUAUAAUGUAUAAUGUAUAUUUCUAUUAUAUAUAUAUAUAUAUAUAUUGAAUGAAUGUGAAUUUAUUUACUGUAUAUUAAUACAAUGGUAAAAUAAUGGUAUUAUUAUAUAAUAUAUUGAUACAGUAAAAGUGUGUGUAUAUAUAUAUAUGUAUAUUGAUACAGUGUAUAUUUAUAUGUUAUAUUGCAUAAAAUUUAUACAGUGUAUAUUAAUAAGGUAGAUAUUUAUAUAAUAUAGUGAUAUAAUGUUUUCUAAUAACGUGGGUAUUUAUAUACUAUGUACUAGAAGAAUGUAUAGUUAUAUAACAAGUAUAUUAAUUAAAUGUAUAAUAUAUUGAUCAAAUACAUAUUGAUAUAAUGUAUAUAGAUACGGUGGAUUUUCAGACAUAUUUAAUUUAUAUAAUGUAUAUUGAUACGAUGGAUUUUCAGACAUAUUUUAUUGAUAUAAUGUAUAUUGAUACGGUGGAUAUUAAUAUAUGUGUUUAUUGAUAUAAUGUAUAUUGAUACGGUUGAUAUUGAUUGAUGAAUUACUGAUUGGAGACCAUUUCUUUCUGUACAGAGCACAUUUGCUCCUGUGACGUCUGAUAUAACCAUUUCUUACCUACCGAUGGCGCACAUGUUUGAGAGAGUGGUGCAGGUAAAACGUGUUACUGUUACAUUCAGCAGGAAGACAGACACAUGUAGCUAUGUAUACAAACACAAAGAUAAAGCACCGCGCUUACAGCAGCAGUAGCUUAGUAUCCAACAGCUUAAAAUACAUAGUAAAAACAAAGAAAACGUUACCUGCGCUCUGGCCUAAAUCCACAUGUACAUUUAAACAAAAUGGAGGCUCUUUAGUUUUAUUCCAAUGGCCAUUUGAAUAUAUAAGCUCACCUGCCACGUCAAGGCAAGCCUCAAUAGGUGAGUUCCUACACUAGCCAUUAGAUAUGCUGAUAUCAGCCAAGAAUCUCCAAUGAGACAGGAAGGGGUGUUUUAUAAACCCUUUCACAUUUAACCCUUUAUAGGGCUUCUACACAUACAAUAAACUUUGCUGGUAUUAUUGGUUAUUGGGUUGUUCUAGAACUUUAUGUAUAUCUAGUUUCUUGGGUUGUUCUAGAACUUUAUGUCUAUCUAGUUCCCGGGGUUGUUCUAGAACUUUAUGUAUAUCUAGUUCCCGGGGUUGUUCUAGAACUUUAUGUAUAUCUAGUUUCUUGGGUUGUUCUAGAGCUUUAUGUUGUUCUAGAACUUUAUGUCUAGUUCCCGGGGUUGUUCUAGAACUUUAUGUAUAUCUAGAACUUUAUGUAUAUCUAGUUUCCUAGGGGUUGUUCUAGAACUUUAUGUAUAUCUAGUUCCCGGGGUUGUUCUAGAACUUUAUGUAUAUCUAGUCUUGUUCUAGAACUUCCUGGGGUUGUUCUAGAACUUUAUGUAUAUCUAGUUUCUUGGGUUGUUCUAGAACUUUAUGUAUGUCUAGUUCCCGGGGUUGUUCUAGAACUUUAUGUCUAUCUAGUUCCCGGGGUUGUUCUAGAACUUUAUGUAUGUCUAGUUCCCGGGGUUGUUCUAGAACUUUAUGUAUAUCUAGUUCCCGGGGUUGUUCUAGAACUUUAUGUAUAUCUAGUUUCUUGGGUUGUUCUAGAGCUUUAUGUAUGUCUAGUUCCCGGUGUUGUUCUAGAACUUUAUGUAUAUCUAGUUCCCGGGGUUGUUCUAGAACUUUAUGUAUAUCUAGUUUCUUGGGUUGUUCUAGAGCUUUAUGUCUAUCUAGUUCCUGGGGUUGUUCUAGAACUUUAUGUAUAUCUAGUUUCUUUGGUUGUUCUAGAACUUUAUGUAUGUCUAGUUCCCGGGGUUGUUCUAGAACUUUAUGUAUAUCUAGUUCCCGGGGUUGUUCUAGAACUUUAUGUAUAUCUAGUUCCCGGGGUUGUUCUAGAACUUUAUGUAUAUCUAGUUUCUUGGGUUGUUCUAGAGCUUUAUGUAUGUCUAGUUCCCGGGGUUGUUCUAGAACUUUAUGUAUAUCUAGUUCCCGGGGUUGUUCUAGAACUUUAUGUAUAUCUAGUUCCCGGGGUUGUUCUAGAACUUUAUGUAUAUCUAGUUUCUUGGGUUGUUCUAGAGCUUUAUGUAUGUCUAGUUCCCGGGGUUGUUCUACAUCUUUCUAUAUAUCUGGUUCCCGACCUAGACCAUGUCCACAGUGCCAUAAUGCUUUCAAGUAGACUCCCUAGCGGCCCAUUAGCAUACCAUGGGCUUUCACACCUGAUGGCAGCUCUGCAGCUUUGUUCCAUUCGAGUUGAAUAGUUUUUAGAAAUGUCUAGAUUUUGUCUUACAGAGUGGAAGAAUUCCAUAGAACUCAUUACCUUGCUAGGCAUGAGAGUCCACUCCCACAAUACAUAGCAGAGGCCGGGCAAUGAAUACGUAUAGCACAGACCACAUAUGGAGAUACAGGUAGAUGGACCAGGACCCAUGGGUGGCACUAAUCAAACCCAGCAUAGUACCAGGCAGAGAUCAUUAUAGGACCCCAUGGUGCCUACUCAAAGUGCUAGUAGUGGGUAAAAAGGGAUUAAUACUGUAUAUACUGCCUCGUUUUCCUGGCACUGUACUUAUAAAGUGUUGUCUUUCCAGGCCGUCAUCUUCUGCUCUGGAGCCAAGGUGGGAUUUUUUCAAGGUGAUGUGCGGUUACUGACAGAGGACAUGAAAACUCUGAGGCCAACUGUGUUUCCAACAGUUCCAAGGCUGCUCAACAGGAUUUACGACAAGGUUAGUGCAUGCCAUGAAACAGAAACAUUGCGUUUCCAGAUUAGGGAUCUUAACCUCUUAUUAUUUAUUGACAUUGGUACAAUUUGUCUCCAGGAUGUUUCCCCUAACAAUUCACUGUAUCUAAAUACCAAGCCACGAUAGGCUUAGCAAACAUAUAGUUAUUGUGACUGUGUAAAAAUGAGCAUUCAAAUUCUGAAUAAUUUGUCAUAAUGCCAAAGGCUGAGGAACCAUCACAUGAAAUUACUUGGCAUCCAUGCAAUCCAUGCAGUGUAGCCAUGUUUGCAAGUCAGGCCCAUUUUUGACAAGUUAUCAAAAAGUUAACCAUGUUUUUUAAAACUAAAAGGAGCAGACUAUUAAGAUGAAAAAUAUCUAAUUUCUCAGAUACAAAGUGGAGCACAGACACCUUUCAAGAAACACCUCUUGGAAUUUGCCGCAGCGAGGAAGUUUUCAGAAGUAAAAAAUGGUAUUAUCCGGAACGACAGCAUCUGGGACAAAUUUAUAUUUAAGAAAGUCCAGGUGAGGCAUUAACUGUUUUACAUUAAACCAAUUGAAAUAAAAGAUUUAAAAGAAGUUGCUUGUUCACAUGUUUACACCAUCUGCUUCCCUCCUCACUGAAUCUGAGCUUUCUGAUUGGCUGCCUGUUCUCAAAGGCGACCAAUGAGAGAACUUGCAUUCAUUUUAACUUGAAGAGAGACUGGAGGUGGCCAAAAGACAGUUCUCCAACUGCUGUGCGACUAUAGAUCCCACCAAAGCCUGCAUGUGGGUGAGAAUAUACCUUUUGGCUAGCUCUGGAUUAAAGGAUCUGAUUAGUCAAUGCACCAAUCGAAUCGGACAUCUAACAAUCUGCCUAUAUCCAUAUUAUGGUAUGUGCACGCCAGGGGAUACUUUAGAAAGUAAUUCAAUGAAAGGGUUCAUUCUAUUUAAAAGUAAAAUGGUUGUUACAGGGCUGCUUGGUAGGUGCUUGAGUUUAGAGGGAGUAUGUAUUCUUUCUGAAUUCCACAGGUUUCAGAUUUUCUACACAGUAUUUCUAUUUCAAUACACCCAAUAUAAAGAAGUAUAACCAAUAAAUCACUAAUAUCUAACCGAUCCAGAAUUAUCUGCCUCUUCCUAUGGUCUAACCGAUCCAGAAUUAUCUGCCUCUUCCUAUGGUCUAACCGUCCAGAAUUAUCUGCCUCUUCCUAUGGUCUAACCGAUCCAGAAUUAUCUGCCUCUUCCUAUGGUCUAACCGAUCCAGAAUUAUCUGCCUAUUCCUUGGUCUAACCAAUCCAGAAUUAUCUGCCUCUUCCUUGGUCUGACCGAUCCAGAAUUAUCUGCCUCUUCCUAUGGUCUAACCGAUCCAGAAUUAUCUGCCUAUUCCUUGGUCUAACCGAUCCAGAAUUAUCUGCCUCUGCCUAUUCCUUGGUCUAACCGUCCAGAAUUAUCUGCCUCUUCCUAUGGUCUAACUGAUCCAGAAUUAUCUGCCUAUUCCUUGGUCUAACCGAUCCAGAAUUAUCUGCCUCUGCCUAUUCCUUGGUCUAACCGUCCAGAAUUAUAUGCCUCUUCCUAUGGUCUAACCGAUCCAGAAUUAUCUGCCUAUUCCUUGGUCUAACCGAUCCAGAAUUAUCUGCCUAUUCCUUGGUCUAACUGAUCCAGAAUUAUCUGCCUCUUCCUAUGGUCUAACAAUCCAGAAUUAUAUGCCUCUUACUAUGGUCUAACCAAUUUAAUCAAAAUUUCUAAUCCCUGGUCUGAAAUCCCACUUCUCCUACCAUCAAAUUCUGGUACAUAUAGGAGCAUAACUCAUUCACAUGCAUUCUCCCGUAGGAUACAAUGGGCGGCCGUGUCCGGGUAAUGGUGACUGCUGCAGCUCCCAUUUCAGAAAAUGUUUUGUCUUUCCUCAGAGCCGCGUUGGGCUGUCAAGUAAGUGAUCUCUAAAGAUCUGGGUAACUCCCAUACACCUUAUUUUAUCUGUUAUAAAUGUGAAAUAGAAUGUGGCAUAAUUCUAUAAAACAAUGAAUAAAAUACAAGUUACAAAGAAAUCUUCUGUGAGACAGGAAACCCUUCUCCUGCAACACAUGUUGAAACUUGAAAAUUAUUACUGGAAAGUCAAGCAUAAAAUACUUAAUUCAACUUACAUUUACGGGUUAAUGAUUGUUGGGGUUACUGUAAUACAUUAUUUUCAUGAUAUUUAAUUCUUUUUUUAAAUAUAAUAUUUUAAAGAAUGUAUUAUUUAUUAUUGUAGUCAUUUUAUGCCCUUGUAAACCUAUUAUUACAUUUCAUAAAAAUCUGAAUAACUUUUUAUAUAAAGUUCAUUUUCUUUCACAAGUAGAGGUGGUUAUUGUAAAAAAAAAAGUGAUAUAUUAUCUGCGAGAAACUGUAAAAUGUAACGUCAACCCAUUCCAAUCAAUACAGAUAUUUGAAGCUUAUGGUCAGACUGAGUGUGGGGCGGGAUGUACGUUUUCUACGCCAGGAGACUGGACAGCCGGUAGGUGAACGGAGAUUGGAGAACUCACUGUUGGUGAAAUUACAGGAUUAUUUACUAAAGUGUGAAUUGUAGAAAACAGAGUGAAUACACAGUAAAUAUCAAAUUUUAGGACACAGCUGCUAAACUGAAAACAGGCGAUUGGGAGAUGUCUCCAAUUUGAUUACUUUGCCUAAAAUCUUAAAUUCAAAUUCAAGGAUAUUCAGACUUUACGAAGCAAUUGUGAUUUCCAAAAACAUUCCCAAGCCAUGUCUCUAACUCCCAAUUGCAGGUCAUGUUGGUGCUCCGCUGCCGUGUAAUCUGGUGAAAUUAGUCGAUGUCGUCGAUAUGAACUACUUUGCAUCCAAUGGAGAAGGAGAGGUAGGUUGGAUCCUCUGGUUCGAUGGAUGUAACGUAUCACAGUUUGUAACAUGUAUCACUUUAAUAUGUUCACCAACUGUUACCCUCAGGUCUGCAUCAAAGGGCCCAAUGUUUUUAAAGGUUACCUGAAGGAUCCAGAGAAGACGGCAGAAGCUCUAGAUGACGAUAAAUGGCUUCAUACGGGAGAUAUCGGAAAAUGGCUGCCGGUACGUCCACGUUCAGUGUCAAUAAUUCACAAUUGUGGUUACAUGUUUGCAGGGUUAUUCCAUAAAUUGUUAAUUGCCAAGCUUUCUACCAAAACAACUAAAAUUAACACAUAGCUAACUUCUAGAAUUUAUCCAGAUCAGCUAUUUUGGCCUUAAAUAUGAAAUUAUUUUGAAUUGACAAUUUAGUUAAUAACCUUUCCUGAUUAAAGUGUCAGCGUGACCCUAAACAGAACUUGCUUGAUAAAAACUUCACAAAAGGCAGAGCUACCUCAGUCAAUGUGUCUGUUCCCCUGGGCAUCAGUAGCGACAGCUGGAAGAGUAAGGCAUUAUCUUGCUCAUCAGCAGACAAUAUCUAUGGAGGAUCUCGCGGUCUUGCAGGUUCCUCCAUUAACAUCAGUGUUGCAGUCUCGUACGUACCCAUGAGUACAGCACUGACUUGGGUUUCUGGUGGAUAAAAUGCCACAAGCUAAAGAAAGAUGAUGGUGGUGACCCCAGGGCCAUCAGGUAAGUAUAUCUACAUCUGAGCUAUGCACACCAAAUGGCGAUAUCACCAUUGGCAAAAUAAGAAAAAUGUUAUGAUCUCAUAAGUGUUUCCAUCUGUGUGUGCACUGGGAUGGGGGUGAAAGGGUUAAUGAAUACGCAUAGUGCAUAGAAAUGAAAAUAUUCACCUGAAAGCAGUUGUUGCGUGUCGGAGGGAAUCAUUUAUAUGAAUUUCUUGAACGCCAAUCAGUUCGUGUUAGACAGACAUUGCUUUUCGCUCAUUACAGCAUUUUUGUACAAUUGUUUUUUGUUAAAGUAUUAAUUAUUUUCGUUAAUGUAUUAGCCUCUUUAUAAAUACUUCAAACUCAGAGGCAAAGAAAAUAACAUUUAGACUUUAUCCAAUAAACUGGUAAAGAAAAAAAAAAUAUGGGCUAACAAGGGAAGUUGUCCUUGAUACAAACACUUAUUUUCCCACUUUGAACCCAGAAAGUUGCGCAAUAAAAUAUUCUUUCAUUUGGGUUUUAAUGCACUAUAAUUUGGAGUUCAGUGAAUAUCCCUGUGAGAGGGUUAAAAAGCAGACUGAGAUUAGAGCCAUCACCUCUGCACAAACUGGGAAUUAUCCACAGACAGGUAUUAAUAAGAUGAAACCACAAGCUUGUGUGUCUUUCAUUAAAAAGCAAUACUCCCAGGGCCAGAUUAAGGGCUCUCGGAGGGACUGGGGCCAAUUUAGGGCAGUAAGUAGCUUCGGGAAUUGCACCUGCUGAGAGAGAAACCACACAUUACUAGCCAGAGAAUUAGCCAAGUUAUGUGGGCUUGUAACGUGACACAUAGACUUGUAACAUGACAAGACUAACUAAUGAGUGUACCUGGAGAGCCCUACCGUACAUUAAAAAACCAUAGCAUUAACACAGACACAUAGGAUCUCCAGCCGCUGUGCACUGCCACUCCCAUUAUGCACUUGAUGAGGAUAAUGGGAUGUUGACUCCAUUAUUCUGCAGCCUCUGGAUGGACAAUGGGUUGCCGUAUGUAGCAUCAAUAUGCUGCAAGAGGGAAAUCAAUGCAUUCAUUAAGAAAUUUGGCUCGAAUCUUAGUCAAUCGAUUUCUCUCCUGCAGUAUAGGAUAUCUACAGAUGGAAGGUCAGCGCUUUCAUGUACUGCCCUAACAAAAAAUGAUGGGUUUCCCGACAGAAAUGAGACCUUGAGAUGGGAAGGCUUGUGACGUGACAUGGCAGCUAAAUAUCACUCCAGGGAUGAAGUGCUGAACAUAUUCAAACCCUCUUACGGAAAUGUUUUUCUUUUCUCUAACAGAAUGGAACCCUGAAAAUAAUUGACAGGAAAAAGAAUAUUUUUAAGCUGGCACAGGGAGAAUACAUUGCUCCGGAGAAGAUUGAGAACGUGUACGUGAGGAGUGCGCCCGUGGCCCAGGUCUUUGUACACGGAGACAGUUUAAAGGUAGGGACCCUUUUUUACCCAAAUAAUAAAGUCAGCAUAGCCAGCACUUUGCCUGUACCCACCACGAGCUGCCCCUCAAAUCUGGCGAAAAAACAUUGAAGUGCUUAUUUUAUGAUCAACGUGACUUGGGAGCUUAUCCACUAAACAGUGAAUUAAAAAGUAAAAUAAACAAAAUCACCAAAUUGGAACAAUUUGCCAUCUCCACUAUAGUCACAUUUGGAUCUUUUAGUUUGAAUUUUGCAGUUCUGUUUCCAUCUCACUAGAAUUCAUUGUUUAAGAAAUACGUCCCUUUGUGUCAAUUCAAAGGAAUAAAAUGUAAUCUUUAACGACUGCUAGCAUGGAUUAACCCCUUAAGGACACAUGACGUGUGACAUGUCAUGAUUCCCUUUUAUUCCAGAAGUUUGGUCCUUAAGAGGUUAAACAUUAUUCCUGCAAUUAUUUCUUCUCCAAUGAAUAAAUUACAUGAAACAAUAUGUAAAAAUGGCUAUGAUCCCUGUCUGUGCUAAAUAAUAAACCCGUACCUAACAAACUGUGAUUUGAUUUGCCAUUAUUUAUCUAUUUUCAAGGCGUGUCUUGUUGGCGUUGUGAUUCCCGACAACGAGGUUCUGCCUGAUUUUGCAUCUAAACACGGACUGAAAGGAUCGUACGAAGAGUUAUGCAAGAACGAGGCGAGUAUCAUUCAACCUGGAGUCAAGGCCUACUUCAUGGAAAACGGCAGCUCUCCAGCCCGGACUACGUCUCGCAUGGUGCUUUGCCAGCUCAGGCAGCGCUAUCUGAGAAAUACAGUUAUUCAUUCAUUUGUGAACUGUUAAAAAUUCAAAUUGAAAUUAAACUUUUAGGGCAAAAUAGUGUAAUUGUAAAAACUCUCCAAGGCAGCUGUUUUAAAGUCACCUGUUUUCACAAACAACGCGUAACUCACUUUAAACUCUUGAUAAUUCUCACUUUGUUGGCAUAAAAUAUUCAUUUAGAGUUAUUCUUUGUCUUUUUCAUAGUUGGGUGGAUACUAUUCCUACUGUCUGUAUAUAAAAACACACGCAGUUGCCCUUAAAAUAACUGCGUAGAGUCCUCUAUUUAAAUAUGGCGCUGCUGUCAGAGGACUGAACUUCCGUCUGUCAAUUCACGACACACAUUCUGUUACUUUGCACAUAUUUCAAUCCAUCCCGUACAUAAGGCAUCUCCUGCAGUAACAGAUCGUCAGCAUCAACGUGUAUGGUUUUCAUUCCAGGUCAUGAAGAAAGCCAUUCUGGAUGACAUGGUUAAAGUUGGAAAACAAGCUGGUCUCAAGUCAUUUGAACAGGUAUUGAAUGAAUAUUGGUAGCGACUUGGGGGGCUUGUAAUGUUUAGGUGGGGGGUGCUCUGUCCGUAUGUGGUAUAGUACCCCUCUACCAACUUAUGUGAAUAGUUAAUGGCAUGAAUUUACACAAAAACAAGAAAAGUUGGUAUUAAAAUACACAUUAACAUUCUGAAAAUCAGUAUAUUUCAUGGAGAAUCCAUUGGAGUUGAGAUGGAAAUACUAGCUUUAGUAGAGUUAAAAGUCUUGUCGCCAUGGUAAUUUAGGGUCUGUUUUAUCAACAUGUAACAAUAAAAUAAAUUGCCCAGGUGUAUAUAAAAUCCUUAACUAUGCGCUCAUCUAUAUUUUAUACGAUAAUGUAAUUUCUGGUUUUAAUAUAUUGAUAUAUACAGUCUUUCCCCGAAAAUAAAACCGGGUCUUAUAUUAAUUUUUUCCCUGAAAACAAACUAGGGCUUAGUUUUGGGGGAUGUCUUAUUUCAGGGAAAAACGGUAGCAAGUGCUAGAAAGCAGGUCUACAUUCGGGUGAAUUCCCUCAAACAUAAACCAGUUCACUAGGGCGUAGAACCCUGCGAAUCUAUGUUCGGGUAUUAGCGAACUAGAGACUAGGGCUUAUUUUCAGGGUAAGGUGUAUAUUACGAGCAUCCCCCGAAAAUAAGCCCUAGCUAGGGAUGUCUUAUUUUCAGGGAAACUGGGUAUAUGUUAAGAGAUUUAGGGACUCCGUAGACCAAUUCAUGACACACAAUUAAAUCUUUAAAAAAUAAAAAAUGAUGUUUUAGAAUUUGUGUAACGGCUUCCUGUGAAUUGUCACAUAUCGAUUGAAUACUGCUUAUAAAAUGUGCCGUCUUUCCUCAGGUUAAGGAUAUCUAUGUCCAUUCUGAAAUGUUCACUGUUGAGAAUGGUUUCCUGACACCUACGCUGAAAGCCAAGAGAGCCGAGGUUGCCAAAUAUUUCCGCAGUCAAAUAGACGACUUAUACACAAAACUACAGGAAUAAAGAGUACAGUUUUACUGAACAGCUUUUAGCCAGAAUGUGGCAUCAUGGCCAUACAUGCAGCCAGAUGCUAUUUUACGAGCAGGGUGCUCAUGAGGAAAGAGCGUAAGGCUGGACGGCUGAGCAACGUUUUUACCAGAAGAACUAAUUUAGCCGCUUUCCGAGUGGAAGACUAGGAUGUAUCUGUGAUUCAUAAAACAAAAUGAAAUGACGUGCCCCAUCUGGUGGCAUUGAGGGGAUGUUUUUGGAAGUCACUGUAUGUGUAUCUAGAAGAGGAAUAAUGAAAUAAAAGUUUUUAUAAUUUAAAAAAGGGACCUGUAA